UUUUUUCACUCCAGUGCGAAUUGCAUGAUCAAAUUUUUUUCUGUUUUUUGGGUAUCUGUUCGACAUCUCGCGUUGAGCGAGAUGACUCUUCCUACCCUGACGAAAAAUCCUGAAAAUUUGAACCAAGUCACAUGCAGGGGAAUAUGCAGCUGCGUAAUUUCUUGAGGCUUGGUAUAGACAGUGGCCGGACGCUGGUCUUUCGGAAACUGAGACUCGUCCUCGUGUGCUUGAAUCUGGGAAAGUAGACCGACAUCGGGGGUCCAAUUUCUCGAAGACAUGCAGGCCUUGCGCUGAAAUUCUCACAAGUUCUGUUGAUUUGGAAAAUUCGAGAAACGUCUUCCGACUUGUAACAAUGCUUAUCCCUGUGGGGGGUGGUGUUUCUAGCAGGAAAACUGAAGUGAGCUGAGAUGAAACCCGGGGUUAUGAAGAGUAGGCGUCUGUAUCGCAAGAUGAUGAACAAGUGAGGAGAUUAACCUUAUGCUGACAGCCCUGCCCGUAGUUAAGCGCUUGGAGGUCGUGGAGUUAGGGAAAGAUGGUGGGGCAAGCAGGAGGUGCAGGGGGCAGCGGACCGGCCAAGAGAGGAAGGCCAGCGGUCAAUGCCUCCAACAACAAUGCCGAUGCUCCUGGGGUUGCGGGAGUCGGAGCUCAGCCCACGCUUGGACCUUCUAUACAAGUUCAUAGCGGUUUUGCAGAGCAGAACCACAAGAGGUUAGUUUUGGCGCUGCAGAGUGGACUUAAAGGAGAGCUGACUUGGGCUCUUAACACAUUAACGAUGCUAUCCUUCAAAGAGAAAGAUGACAGCAGGAAAGAUUCGACUCCUCUAGCAAAAAUUCCGGGCCUUCUCGACGCUGUGCUGCAUGUGAUCAAUGAGUGGCGUGACAUUGGUCAUAAUAGAGAAUCUGCAAAGCUUGCGAGACCUCGUACAUUGGGAGCUGGGCGCCCUUAUACUGGAUUUGGUGCCGAGUAUGACAUCUCGAGUUCUGCAGAUCCCUUAAACCGCUUGAGGACGUUAUCAGAAAGCUGGACCCAAGAUGAAAGUAAGAGUGACGGCGAGGGGCAAAAAAAGGCUUCUGAUUGGUGGUGGGACGAAGAAGGCUUGUUCAACCUGGAUGAACUUGGGCGGGCAGAGAGGCAACAAUGUGCUGUUGCUGCCUCAAAUGUCAUACGAAACUUUUCUUUCAUGCCUGAGAACGAACAAACGAUGGCUCAAAAUCGGCAUUGCCUAGAAACUCUGGUAGUCUGCAUGGAGGAUCAUGAGACAGAGGAUGAUGAGCUCGUGACAAAUGCGCUGGAAUCUAUUGUCAAUCUGGCACCCUUUCUGCUCUUGAAAAUCUUCGGAGAGACCAUCGAUUCUCCCGCGCGAGGUCGAAUAACGGUCAAACGAGUUGUACAGGUCAUUCUGGGAAUGUUGGAGUCCCAAGUACGUGCAUGGCACUGCUCAGCUGCGGAGUUACUUGGUCGGCUGGUCGUCAAUCCUGACAAUGAACCUUUUAUUUUGUCGUUCGCACCCCAGAUCUACAGGCGGUUAGUAGAUCUUCUCGGCUUACCAGUGUCAGACGCCCAAGCAGCGGCCGUAGCCGCUCUGUAUAACUUUGCGGAGAUAAAUAUGGAUUGUCGUCUACGCCUUGCCAAUGAACGAUGGGCGGUGGGGCGACUAUUGCGAGUUGUUCAGGCACCACACCCUUUAGCUGAGAUAUGCCGAAAAGCAGCUUUAACACUGGAGAGCCUUGCCUCAGAGCCUCAAAAUCGAGCAGUACUCAUGUCACACGAGAAUAGUUUUGUGGAGAUAGCAAUGACGGACAUGCGCAUGUCUGAUAUAUUUGCUCGCAUCUUGUUCGAGAUGAGCUCCGGUACCAACUCCAGAGUUGCACCAGUACGUGGGGUCUGGGGUUCAUGACCUCGGACUCUUGUCACAUAUUUUUGUUGAUGACCGCAGCCAUUUUUGACAUUCCGAAGGUUGCGUAUGUAGAUGCAGGUAGAAUGUAGUGUUAAAGUGGAUAAUAUUAGCAAGUCUUGUCGAGUUUACGAUGCUUAUGAAAUGUAUGUCACACCACAACUCCGUCAUUCAUUCGACUUCUUUACUGAACUAUGUUCAUCAACCGAGGCACCGGUCAGCCAGGCCGGGAGCUCUCAUAUUCAGGCUAUGGUAGGAAUGUCUAUAGAGUGAUCAACUGCCCUGGUAGCGCAGCACAUGCACGACAUUGUCAUAAAAUCGUGGAAGCUCCACAGAGAGGACGAUGAAAGGGGAGUGUGGUUUAUCUUUGGGAGCACCAAUGGGGGCCUCACAAAGGACGAGUGGAAAAACACCAAUGUAAUACAAGAUGAUCUUUGCCUCUUAGGCUGAAGCAAUCCCAAACCUCGAUAACUAACCACGCUAAUUUCAAGCGACAUCUUGUCGAUUCGAAAUCCACGCAUCUGGAAGAGGAGAGGAGAAAUGUAAUAUUCAG
Messenger RNA from Marchantia polymorpha subsp. ruderalis, 2447 nucleotides. Lineage: Eukaryota; Viridiplantae; Streptophyta; Marchantiopsida; Marchantiales; Marchantiaceae. The record is from the annotation of a GenBank genome assembly.